CCUGGUGGUUUGAAGAGAGAGAGAAUCGCAGAUAUACUAUUUUCUAGUUUGGGAUUCAAAUCCUUUUAAAGAUUAACGGUAACAUUUCAUCAAAGCCUCCAGGAGUUUAGAUCUUGCAUGGCGCACUCAGGAGGAGACAAACUUACAGCGAUGAAUGUAGAGAGGAUUAUCGAAUGCAUCAGAAAGGGCGAUCACAAAGGAGUGAAGGCAGAGCUACAGCAAUUUAAUAGAGAGUAUGCACAGUGUUUCUUCUAUGACCUGGAUGAGAAGGAGAGGAGAAAAAGGCAGGAGCUGGAAGAGUUCAGAAAGAAUAAAUUGAGAGAGUAUGUGUCAGACUCUGAUUCAGACUACGACGAUGAGUCCGGUAACCCAGAUGCUCUUUUAAGACAGGCUCUAGCUACAGUUUUGAUCAGGUUCCUCCAGACUCAACCACAAGGGCGUGUCCUGAAAGUAUGCCUGCGAUCCUUAAGAAUUCUCUCUAGGGACAAAAAGGUUUUGGGGCCUCUUAUCACUGACAGAGCACUCCUCACUCUAGCCAAACUGGGUGGCAUCAGCAACGCACCCAUUCCCGGAGAAGACCUCGAUAAUGAUGUUGACCCUUAUAGCGAUGUCAUCAUAGUUAUUUCUGAAGAUCAGUCAAGUCGUCCAGAUGAUGAUGAUGAUGAUGAUGAUGAUGACAGCAGUGGUGAUGAAGAUGAUGGUUCUGGUGCUGUAACUAGUGAACUCCAGAGUGAUGCAAACUACAUAAGCGAUUGGCGUAGUGAGCGUAAGGUGAGCACAUUUUCUAACAUGAGCCUUGGAGCUCCUCGGAGGAGGAGCAGCGUUUUCAAAGCUCUCACACCUGGUAAGAGGGACAGCAGAGGAAGUGUGGGAGAAGGGGAGGAAGAGGAGGAGGAGAAGGGUGGAAAAGAUGACGAAGAAGUAAACAGGAAGGAGAUCAUGAAAAUCUUCUGUAAUAUUGUUUACAAUAGUGCUUGGGCACAGGAGAGAGCCAGCGAACUCAGUCUCCUAUGUGGUCUAACAGAAAAACUGAAUAAGGAGUUUGAAACUGCAUCUUCUCCAUGUGGCCAAUUUUACGAACUGCGGUUCAUGUUUUUACUGACGGCACUGAGACCUGAACUCAGAGCACAGCUCAAACAAGAGGGUGGAGUGUCUCUGUUGACCACAGUGCUGGAGCAAUGUUUAUCAGUACAGUGGAAGGAAAAGUACGAGGUUGUGCUGGAUACUACAGCACCACCUAUAAGUGUGGAGGACUCACAGAAAGCUCAGGAGGCCCUCAAAAUCCUUUUUAAUAUCACACACAGCACACACACACAAAAACCUGAGGAGGGAGAUGCUUCUCUCUAUCGCCACCUGGCUGCAGUUCUGCAACACUGCCUGAUGGUGUGCUGUGAGGAAGAGGAAGCUUCAGACGAGCUCAAGGGGCAUGCAGCUAAUAUGCUCUCUGCUCUUCCACUGAGUUGUCUGGAUGUUCUAGUGUCUGUGUCUAUAGGUCCAAACUCACAUCAGAUGAAUGGAGUCAAUAUGGACUGUGUGCACAACUUACUCAUGUACAUGGAGAGAAAACUGGAGCAGGGUGAAAAGGUCAAAGAGAGACUGACCCCUGUGCUGAACUUGCUGACUGAAUGCUCAAGAGCUCACAGAGAAACAAGACGCUACCUUAGACAACAGAUUCUGCCUCCAUUGAGAGAUGCCCGCACUAGACCUGAAGAGGGCAGCACUAUAAGGAAUCGUCUGGUUAGACUGAUGACCCACCUGGAUACUGAGCUCAAACACUGCGCUGCUGAUCUGCUCUUCGUGCUGUGCAAAGAGAAUGUCAGCCGUUUUGUGAAGUACACUGGUUAUGGGAAUGCUGCUGGGCUGCUGGCCACAAGGGGUCUUCUGGGAGGUCAAAGGUCACAGGCCACGUCAUCAGGCACACAGUACUCCAGUGACUCCGACUCCGACACUGAGGAAUAUCAGCAGAUUAAAAAUCAGGUGAACCCAGUGACAGGACAAGUGGAAGUAGAGCAGCCUGACCCGAUGGAGGGGAUGACGGAGAAGGAGAAAGAAGAAGAGGCUCACCUCCUCAUGAGGCUGUUUAACAAGCUCUCAAAGGACAAUGUGAUUCAACCAAUGGGACUGAACAAAGAGGGUCAGCUGGUGCCGCUCUCCACGCUCAGGGACCUCUCAAUGGAGGAGAAGGAUUCGGAAGAAGAAAAUGAUGACCUGGAGAAUGUGGAGUAGAAUCAGCAUAGAUGUGGCAAUCAAAACUGACAGGAUCAACAUAUCUGUUUUUAAAUAAGAAUAUAUAGUCUAUCUAUCUGUCUGUCUGUCUAUCUAUCAAAAAUUAGGUUUAUGAUAAUGUUGUAAUAGUUAUUUCUGGUAUGUAUGAAAUUUCUUCUUUUCUUUUUUUUUUUUUUAAAAGGCUCCCUCACUUGGGGUAAAAGUCCCCCAGGGGUGUUAUAUUGAUAUAGUGUAGAUACUGGGGCAAUAGUUAUAGUGCACCAUUUGUCAACUUAUGCAAAUACUUUUGAGACCGCAAGCUGCUUUUUUGAGUAACAAAUUAACAUUAUGCUUAUUCAAAAUAACCACUUCACAAAAGAGUGUGGCAUUUCUUUUUAGUUUAUUUUAAUAACAUUUGACAUUUCAUUGCAUCUCAAGUAUUUUAUAAACAAACGAAUCUCCAUUGUGAUUGGAUCAGUCAAUGUAAGCCCACUUUGAAAGUUCUUCACAUUAAAUCUAUUUCCCCCACUUAAGAAAAACACUGUGUUUUAUAGGGGCCUUUAGCCCCUGCAACAGGGGGACUUUUUUUU
Xyrauchen texanus (razorback sucker) is the source of this 2795-nucleotide messenger RNA. Its product is annotated as synembryn-A. The record is from RefSeq and is a predicted model, not a curated record. Bases 118 to 2226 code for a protein of 702 amino acids. Gene Ontology annotation, biological process: G protein-coupled receptor signaling pathway. Gene Ontology annotation, molecular function: G-protein alpha-subunit binding; guanyl-nucleotide exchange factor activity. The transcript has 14 exons. NCBI's taxonomy places the organism in Eukaryota, Metazoa, Chordata, Actinopteri, Cypriniformes, Catostomidae. Gene Ontology annotation, cellular component: cytoplasm; plasma membrane.